AUGGAUGAGUCAGGACGUGAGGGCUUUCAUGCUCCUGAUGCUCCUUCAUCUGUAUUCAGAGUGGAUAGGGCUAGGGGGGGUACUUCUAUAUCAACAGCUGCAAACUCCGAACGAACAUCAGCUGCGACGCCAUCUUCUGCACCUCAAAAAUCAUCCCAAGUCGAAAAAGAUAAUGGAGAAUCGACAUCAUUGCCUGACUACAAACACAAGAAGAGUAUCCACAUAAAAAAACCUACCAAUCACGACAAAGAUCAUCAUGACUCAUCCAAAGGAGACGGAUCGCAUGGUGGUCACUUUGUCUUAGCACCAGUCGCGCAGAAGGUUGACAAUUUGGUCAUUUUGGCGUCUAAAAGACAAGGUGGUGCCGAUAGCAUUCCGAUUUUGCCUGCACCGAUGAUCAACCAGCUCAUCCGAGAUGGGCAAAUGGAUGAGGA
Amoebophrya sp. A25 is the source of this 434-nucleotide messenger RNA. Lineage: Eukaryota; Dinophyceae; Syndiniales; Amoebophryaceae. The record is from the annotation of a GenBank genome assembly.